AAGCUAAGUCUUAAUUGGAGAAAGAAAAAAAUACAAAAAUUGGAGGCUACAAAAGUUGAUUUUAGUUCUAAUAACCUAUACAAGAAUGAUAUAAAAGAAGAAAAAACACAAGAAAGAAGCCAUGGUUCCAGUCUUGACUACAAUAUCUAA
Messenger RNA from Racocetra persica, 150 nucleotides. The record is from the annotation of a GenBank genome assembly. NCBI's taxonomy places the organism in Eukaryota, Fungi, Glomeromycota, Glomeromycetes, Diversisporales, Gigasporaceae.